Cottoperca gobio is the source of this 5010-nucleotide messenger RNA. It is a transcript of the gene syngr3a, whose product is annotated as synaptogyrin 3a. The coding region runs from base 11 to 925 and encodes 304 amino acids. NCBI's taxonomy places the organism in Eukaryota, Metazoa, Chordata, Actinopteri, Perciformes, Bovichtidae. The record is from RefSeq and is a predicted model, not a curated record. The transcript is spliced from 5 exons. Gene Ontology annotation, cellular component: synaptic vesicle membrane; neuromuscular junction.
GCCGCCGGUCAUGCACGCUCCCCUCAUUUGCGGCGUCGUCCUCUGUGCCCACGCGCCUGUGCGUGCGUGCGCGCGAGCUGGACCCGUCCCUACAGCAGAGAGCAGCAGCGCAUCCAUCCUGCCGUGGAGCCGGGAGCGUGGAGCUGCGAGGAGAGCACAGAGAGAGAGCGAGAGAGCGAGAGAGCGACAGAAGAUGGACGGAGUGGGAUCAUUCGGAGCGGGCCGGGCCGGGUCCACUAUCGACCCGAUUACCUUUGCAAAACAGCCGCAGACCAUCCUCAGAGUGCUGUCCUGGAUAUUUUCCCUGGUGGUCUUUGCCUCCAUUGUGAACGAGGGCUAUGUCAACAUGGGCAGCGAGCGUCUCCACUGCGUCUUCAAUAAGAACGCAGACGCGUGCAACUAUGGCGUGUUCGUGGGCCUGGUGGGCCUGCUGGCGUGCUCCUUCUUCUUCCUGCUUGACUACAAGUUCUCCUCCAUCAGCUCCGUCAAAGACAGGAAGAAGGCUAUCAUGGUUGAGAUUGGCUUCUCAGGUUUCUGGGCCUUUCUGUACUUUGUAAGUUUCUGCUUCCUGGCCAAUCAGUGGUCUCGGACCACGGCUGAUGAGCUGCCACUCAAUCAGGGGGCCGACGCAGCCCGGGCUGCCAUCGCCUUCUCUUUCUUCUCCAUAAUCACCUGGGCUGGUCUAACAGUACGUGCGGUACAGAAGUAUCUGCUCGGCACAGACAUGACUCUGUUUACCACGGAGCACAUGGACGGCGGCGCGCCCACCCAGCCAUACCCCUCCAACUCACCAGUAGGCGAAACCACCGAGAACACAGAGACCUACCAGAGCCCACCAUUCACCGAGAACAACGCAGCACCCACAUACCAGUGUCGUUGGAUUAGAGCAGAUGAGAUGAAAAGAAAACAAGAGGAGGAAAUGUAGAAGAGGAGGCCACUUUGCAGUAUCUAAACACUAUUUUGACAAAACAAUAAAGAGAUGAAGGGAUCAACAAGUGAGUGACUCCACCACAAAGCAGUAUUGGAUAAAAGAAUGUGCAGAAGGCACUCACAUACGGCACCUUCACCUUAUUCUUUCCAUUCAUUGAAGUGUCAAAAAUCCCUUUUCAUGCCAAACAGUACGGGGUAUGUUUUUUUUUUUAGCUACAGUACAGUCUGGUUGUUCCUCCCCCUUUCCCUGCUGCAGUUAAAAGUGAUCCUGUGUGUUGAAUCUGCAUGUUUCCAAACUUAGAGAUCAACUAAGUGCCAUACUGUGCUGUGUGUCUCAGACAGUGACUUAAUUUAGUAGAUUUCCACAUGCUGUAAAAAAACAACAACAAUGUUUUGUAACUAAGUGCAAUAUCUCACAUCUUAUGUAAGUCUGUAAGUAGGUUUAUACUGUACUGUAGGCUAGUGACGUCAGAUUAGACCAAUUUUAGGCACUGUCUCAAUUACAUACUUUGAAUUGUACUCACAAAUCUCAGGCAAAUUUCCAAAUUAAGAUUUAUGGAUCCGACUUUGAUUAAGCUUCCCUGGUGAAGUUUGCUAAAGAUAUGGAAAUGAUAUCUGAAUCUAAGACCUCCUAAAAUAAAUCUCCUUAAAUACAAUUAGUAUUGGUCAACAAGCUUUUAUAUCAUGUUUUUAAGUAUUUAUGGUCUUCCUGGAUGUAGUGGGAUUAUUAUUUGAACACAUUUCAAAGAAUGUCAUAGUGAAAAAUAUUCCUCGAGUACAUUGUCACAAUAGCAGUGUCACAUUUUUUGUGUUUCUGGUUCAUUCAUGUACAAGGCUCAGUUUUCCACUCUUAAAAUGAUUGGGGGAGACCCUAAUCCACAAUGAAUCACUCUUCAGUCUGUUAUUGUUCUGUGCCAGGCAUGGAUAGAUUAUUGAAUGGGCCUAUGGGUCAGGGGACCACAAGGGGUCAGGGGGGACCUGGAAAAGAGCCUCUGUUUGAAGUGAUUUUUAACAUUUCUUGUUGGAAAGUCAAUCAAACGACUUCAAGGAGACACAAAAAACAACCACAAAGAAGAAGGCAAAAGAGUUGCAAAGAGACACAAACAGCUAAAAAGAGACGCACAAUGUCCACAAAGAGAUGCAAAAUAAACUGCAAAGUGACGCAAUAUGACCCCAAAGAGACACAACAAGACUACAAAGAGACACAAAGACUACACAGAGACAUAAAAAACAAUAAAACGAUUCAAAACAACUACAAAGAGAUUUAAAACGACCAAAACACUCAAGAUCACCACCACCAAGAGGGGUGGGGGGCCUUUACAUGUCAGUGCCCCGGGGCUCAUUGUCCCAUAAUCCGUCCAUGGUACCAGGGAAUGUAUGUAAUGUGUGAUUUGAGACAGUGUCCUAUGUUGGGUGUUGCGUGUAUAAAACGGGGCUCGUGGGGAGAUGCUGGGUAAGUCAGGUCUGUUUAUGUUUACGUUUUAGAAGCUGCCAAACUGCCCUGUGUUCUUAUUGCUGUCUUCUGAUUACCACGUUGCUACUAUGUUGUUAAUGUCUAUAGGAGUUUAUGUAAUCACAAAGCAGGGGGGCAACAGAUGAGCUUUUAUUUGAGGGAUGUCGGGUUGCUGGAAGAUUCAGUGCAGUCUCAGGCAAAAGAAAAAUCCGUUUGUCGGAUGUUAAGGAUCGCUAGCUGGCUAAUUUAUUGAUCCUGCAAUCCUACCAUUGAGGGAGGAGGACUGCAUUUAUUGCCAUGGUGACAGGGACAGGGUUGGGUGGAUGUUGGUCACUAAGGGCCCUGAUGUAGAUAGUAACCAUGCCAACCAUGUCUGUGAGUGUCUGUAUCGUGGUUCACGUACACUCGCCAUCAGCGAAUCUGUAGUUCUGGUGUGUGUGAGUGUGUGAGGCGUGCGUCCACGUGCAACAAUUGUACGUGUUCACGUGUAUUAGCAUGCAUGAGAUAGGUGUGUGAAAAUGUGUGAAUGUGUGUAGUUAAUUAAAUUUGGUGAUGCAGAAAAGUUAUUUUCUUGAACAUGUGUCUGUCAAAGUUUUAGUGCAGAGGAGGAAAUCAUAAGUCUGUUACACCAUUUAAUCAUUUCCCCAAAAUAAAAAUAGUCUUACUGCUAAAUAUAUUAUCAGUGUCACUGUCAAGAUAUGUGAAUUACAAAGUAUGAAACUAAGAGCUUUCUUUUUUUGAUGAACAGAGCCAAAUAUAAAAGCCCAUAGAGGGAUAUAAUUGACUUGUAGAACGUAAUGCUGACGGAUCCUGUGUAAACAGCGCCCUCUGCCGACCAGAUGAGGUACUGCAGAAGAGGGACAACUGGGGCUCGCAGAGUUAUAAAAGUAAUCAUGAUAAUAAUGCAUGAAAAUUGUUGUAUAGAUAUCAUUAUAUAUUGAAUACUAUGUAAUUCUUAAGUUGACAAGUUGUUUUGCAAAGUGAGAUUCGCCAGCCAUCAGUGCAGCUGACAGGAUUCCUUCUUGUGUUAUAUUAAUCACAGUUUAUUGUCAGAAUUGCGACCACACAACUCUUUGUUUAUUCAGUGAUGUUAUCUCAACCUCAUGAUGUUGCUGGUCACACGUACGCAUGCACUUGUGUGCAACAUAUCGCAAAGCUGCAGGGUGAAACUGUCCCAGAAUGCCGACUGUAACUCAGAUUUCCUGCACUCAGGAACCUAACUUAGUAGUAGGGCCUCGAGCUACACUGACAGAAAAAUGUCAGCUAACAAAGUACAGGCUCUGUAUUCCAGUUCCUGUCCCUGUCCCAAAGAGUGUAUACUCCAAGUAAAAAGGGUCAUCUGCUCUCUCGCAAAAUAGGUGACGAAUAAGUGAUUAUAAAUUAGGUUAAUGACAAAGUGAAUAAAGUAACAAUUUCUGUUUGUACUAAUUCCAGCACUAAAAAGGAUUGAGCUCAAUUCAAAGGAGGAUUUACAUUUUAUUCACCAGACUGUCAGCGAGUGCAUAGUUAAGUGUGUAUAAGUUAUAAAUUGAGGGAUAACACAGUAGUAUUUCCUUUUAGGAUUUUGGUUCUGGAAAGGGUGCAAGUUACUAUACUUUGUGUUUUUUCAUGUUGUAGCCCAUUACCCACAAGUUGUGUCAAUAUUACUGUAUUCCCUGAGGCAAUUGAUUUUUAAUCUUUAAAAAAAAAAAAAAGCCAAUGGUUUUGGUUCAUUCUAAUAUAAUAUGAAUAUUAGCUGUUCAAAUUGACCUGAUGCCACUGCAAGAUAAUGUAACUGACAUAACAUUACAGUUAUAAUCCUUAAAGCAUUAACAAUAUGCUAAUAAAAUAUGAAAUCUUGGGUAUUACUGGGCUGCUAGUAACCCGCUAUCUGUGGUUAGGUGAGACUGGGGUAUUGAUGGUGGUAUGAGGUACUAUUAGGGUACAAUUAGAUAGUUUGGGGUACUGUCAGGUCAGGUUGUAUUAUUGUUCUCAGUGCUUCAGUCUCUUCUUCAGUCAGUGUGGUAGAUAAAAAUAAUAACAGCCUUUUCUAUGUUUUGUGCUCUGGCCCAUGUACACUGCCGUGGUAAUGGUUGAUUGUAAAAUUCAGUACGUUAUUGAAGUAAAUGGAACCUGUGUGUGAUGCUGUCUAAAAGGUAUGGUUUUUCCUGUACUACUGAAAAUAUAAAAAUAUUAAUGAUUAUUUAACUCGAAUGCACUCUUUGUUGGAAAUACUUUGUUCGACAACUCUUGAAGGAGCCGUUGGCGCCAAAAUCAAAGUUUUAUGUGAUCAUGCUGUCGUUUUGUUAGACUGAGAUUAUAAAAGGUGAUAUGUAGUAACGCGGGUGCCAUCAGUUGUGUGGUGUCCAGUAUAAUACAUUGCAUGGAUGUUACAAUAUCUCCCCCCAUAAUAUUGAUAAUAGAAAUGUAACCCCCGCCAUCGACCAACAAACAAGUAAACAUUGAUUUUGUAGCGUACUACCCCUUUAAUAUGUUUCUUCUGAGUUGUUUCUUCCUGUUCUGAAGGCGUUUGACCUCUUCAGUGUAAAAACACUGUGUACAGAGAUGUGUGUCACUGUCUAUUACCUGAAUGUCUCUGGACUGCAGUCUGACCGUCACUCGAAUAAAAAAGAAAAACAUGUUUUGGA